Molecule: messenger RNA, 5639 nt
Organism: Capsaspora owczarzaki ATCC 30864
Lineage: Eukaryota; Filasterea; Ministeriida; Capsasporidae
Exons: 2
Coding region: 72-5549 (1825 amino acids)
Source: RefSeq, a predicted model, not a curated record
UUGAGGUUUCUCUUGCCUUUUCUGGCACGUGCGUGCUGUCAAACAAAAAAAAAAAACCAGUGGAAAACGCAAUGACUUCAGCGCGGCCUCUGCUUCCGUUCGAUGCAGCCAGCCACGCACAAGCGAGUCAAUCGUAUUUUAGCACAUGGCUGCGAUGGACUCUACCGCGACGCAUCCACUUUGGUCGGCGUGGCAGGGUUGCUGUGAUCGUCCUCAUUUUCCUCCUUUCGCUCUACCUCCUUGUGCCCAAGGCUCCAGAGUGGCAGGUUGCUGACCAUGGCAGCGGCACGAUGGGAGGGAAUGCAACAAGCCUUUCUGCUGAUGAGUUUGAAGGGCGCCGCGCCCCGCAGCUUGUGCCCAACGCACACCCGCGACGCGCGCCUCCUGGUGUCCUGAACAAUACGUUGCCUCGCCAGGAUCCAGCAGUCGAUGUCGAUCUGGAGGAACCGGUCGCCGCAGCAAAGCCCGAUGUCGCCAAUCCAUCGAACCACCACACGGCUGUCAAUCCCAAUCCGGCAGUCUCGGUUGUUGCUCCCGUCGUUGCUCCCGUCGUUGGUCCAGUCCCAGCCCAAGUCCCCCCGAAAAAUGGCGACGUUGAUGCAGCGCAAUCGGGUGACCAGGCAGGGAAGCGCCUCACACCCGAUUCUCAGCGUGUGGGGUCAAACCCAGAUCGGGACACGGUUGUCAAGGAUACGUUGCGAGUUGUCAAGUCGGAAAUGUCAGAAAAAUCGUUGGAAGACAAUGUCAAGCUCGAAGAAGUGCCUGCGAUCUUGGUUGAGGAAUACAGCGCAAACACGAUGCCUGAAUCCGAGUCCGAGUCCGAAUCCGAAUCCGUGCUUCCGUUGCCCUCGAUUGCAACUUUGCUUGCUUCGGUCGAAACGUGGCAUGCUUCCGCUCCGUGGUUGCAAGAUGUCAACCAGACGCUUCCCGAGUGGCUCGAGUCCAGCCGCUCGGUUCGGUCCUCGGCAGACGACGACCAGGUUGUCGAAUCGAUGAAGCCGCUCUUCUGGAAGGAGCCAAUCGCCUCACCGCCAGGACCUCGCGAUGCCACAUCCUUGCCAAGGACCUGCCCGCCGUGGGAGUCGUUCCAUUCCAAGCAACAACGCACCCAUGUCUUGCUGUUCGGCCCAGUCAGCGUCAGUUGGAUUGACGGCUCGAGCGCGUGGCUGGUCUCUCUCGCUACCGUGCUCCUGAUGCCACCGAAUUGCGACGUCCAUGUCGACAUUCUCCUGACCAACCCGCUGGUCACGACCAAGGCGAUGCGAGAAGCCCAAGCAGUCAACCAGACUGUGGGCGAAGGCUCGUACGUCGACACGACACCCCUUCAGCCAUACACGCACUUGAACUCGCUCAUUGACAAUUCUCCUGUCGCUACCACGCUGCAGCCUCUCCUCAAACAGGGGCGCAUUCGCCUGAUGGACGCCUGGAACCCUGCGCACAUGGGUGGUCAAACAAUGGCUGCAAAAGUACCACGGCUGACACCUGCGCGAGCGAUGCAGGUCAUCCGCGCUCUUGACGCUCGCGAAGAGUACAAUCUCAUCCUCGUCCGCGGCCUGGACGUUGGGCAGCUGCUGGCACGAGAGCCCAACAUGGCGCGCCGCACAUCUGUCGUCUUUGUGAGCGACAUCAAAGAAGAGCAGGUUGCGCAACUCCGCGAAAUUGUCCAGUCGCCUGCCCGUUUGGUUUUCUCGACUCCGCACAUGCGGGAAUUCUCAGAGGAGAAUUAUGGUGUUCCUCAUGGCUCUGUUGUCAUCCCACCGAUGGUCCCCGAUCCUAGCGUCGCCAUGACCUCGCGCGCCGACCUGCAGUCAACCGACAGGCCGUUGAAGUUUUGCUAUUCUGGCAAGGCAGACUCGCUGUACAUGUCGCUCGAGCUGGUCGCAGGCUUUCAAGAGUUUUUGCGUCAAAAUCCGACCACCAAGGUCUCAAUGCUCCUGAUGGUGAGCAAGGUGAAGGGCGACGCCGCAUUCCAACAGCAGCUCUCCGACCGCAUGGAUGCUGCCGCUCCACACAUUGAGGUCAGGUCGGGACUUGUCCGAACCGAAGUUGCGCGCAUUUUGCGAACAGAGUGCGAUGUCGGCCUUCGUUGGAUGCGGCACGACUCUGGCCACGAGCUGUCCACCAAGCUGAUCGAGUACGCAGCCAACGGUCUCCCUGUGCUUGUGAAUCGCUCGCCGGCUACCGAGAGCUUCUUGGGAGUCGACUACCCGUUCUUCCUGACCGUCGAUGGCGGCCCGGUUUUGACUGACCCGCUUCCCGAGGGACAAGUCGAGUUUAGCGAGAUUGAUGUUCAAACCUUGUCUGUCGCAAUGGGACAAAUGGUUGCGAAUCGCCACCUUCUUGCCGAAAUGUCCGCGCAUGUGCGAAAGCGCGCCGAGCCGUUCUUUUUCUCGUCUGUCGCAACCACCGUUUUCGGCAUGGUCAAUCCUUACCGUUCGCAACUUUCUGCUGCUCUCUCGGCUCCAGAAGCACCAACACUGCUCCACCGGCGCAUUCGCGUUCUUUUUGCAGGGCACGACUUGAAGUUUGCAACCCAAAUCAUUGAGCAGUUUCGCGCGCGCAGCGACGUCGAGGUGGAACUGGACAUGUGGAAAUCACACACCAAACACAACGAAACUCGGAGCAAGGAGCUCGCCGAGUGGGCGGAUGUCGUCUGGUGCGAAUGGGCACUUGGCAAUGCCGUCUGGUAUGCCGACAACUUGGCCCUGCACAAGACUUUGGUUGUUCGUCUUCACCGUCAGGAAUUGGUCACCAAGUUCAUCCCCAUUGUCAACUGGUCCCGCGUCGACCGCUUGAUUGUGAUUACUCCCUGGAUUUACGCCUCUGCAAAGCAGUGGCUGCCUGCCAAUGCCACCGUCCAGGUCGAAUUGGUGUACAACUCCGUCGACACCGAAGGCUUUCUUCGUCCCAAAACCAGCCGCGCUUUGCGGACUCUCGGUCUGCUUGGCUAUGUGCCUCUUAUGAAGCGAGCUGACUUGGCGGUCGAAAUCCUCGUCGAGUUGCGCCAGACUGAUCCGACCUGGACUUUGAUGGUGGCCGGCUCGAGCCCCUACUCGUUCGACUGGCUCAUGAGGCGACCCGAGGAACUCGCCUUCUACACCAACUUGGCCAAGAACAUCACGCAGCUCGGAUUGGAUAAGGCUGUGCAGUAUUCGACCACCCAUGUAUCUGCACCCGAAUGGUUUGAGAAUGUUGGCUACAUUUUGUCAACCUCCGACUACGAGGGCAGUCAUCAGGCUGUUGCAGAGGGCAUGGGGGCUGGAUGUAUUCCCGUUGUGCGCAAUUGGAACGGCUCGGAGCACAUCUACCCGACCGCUCUGCACUUUAAUACACCGAAAGAAGCUGCGCAGCAGAUUCUCCAAAUGGAUGCCAGCUUCAUGGCGGUCAAGGGCGCGAAACGAGCUCGACUGAUUGCGUCCACUGUCACACCCUAUCUUCAAGAAGCGAACAACCGAUUUGCGCUGCAGCAAUGCAUGCAUGCGGCUUUUGGCAUGAUGCUGCCACCCGGCGUCCCGACCGUUGUCGCGUCAGAGACGGAAUGGCAGGCCAACUUUGGUUUGGAGAUGAUCAAGGCCACUCCGAUGCUGCGGCAGCCCAUCGCCCCGCUAAACCCGCUCAAGGUGAACAUUGCAGUGUGGAUGAGCUCUGAGCUCAAGUCGGCUAUCGCAUCGUACAGCCAGGUUGUCCCGCUGACCAAAGCAAGUUGGCGCAAGCUGUUCAAAAAUGUCCAGUUCGACUUGCUGCUGGUUGCUGCGGAUGACUUGGAGGACCCGCUCGAGGCGUUUGGUGCCGACAUCAACGAACUUGUUUUGAUGGCACACGACAUGCACGUGCCGUUCGUGUUUUGGGACGCUCGUGCAUCGGCCGAAUCGCUGCUGCCGACCGUUCAACCCCAUCAAAAGACUCUGGAAAUGGCGAGUGCAGUUUUUGUCACGACCAAGCUCCUUGAAGCCGAGUACGCCACGCUGCUGAAAGCAUCUGAGGUCUCGGUGCACCGAGCGUGGCACCCGAUUCAGCACCUUGUGCACAACCCGACCGGCUCUCGGCGUCCAAAGCUUGGCAAGAGCGUCUUCUUUGGGCCUGAAGCUUCCUUGCAAGGGUAUCCCUCAAGCACGACCGCCUUGCUUGCUCCAGCCGUGGAGCAUGGUCUGGUGAUUUUUGGCGAUGCAACUGCGGUCGUGCCGAAAGAGUUGGUGACGGCGCUGCACCCUCUGCCGUUGCAACAAGAGACGAAUUCUACGUUGCGGCAGUUCCAAACAGGGCUGGUCGUCGGCCAGCAAUCACAUCAGCACCUGAGCCAAGCCGUUCACGCGGUCAUGGCAGGCACCGCCAUCAUUUCUGACUCUGCUUCAGCGGACGAGCUGCGACAAGUCCUUGGUUCGAACGGCUUUGUUGAGGCUGACUCGGCUGAUGCCGUUUCGGAUGCGUUGAAGCGCCUGUCCAGCUCGGUGCAGCGCGAGGCGCUGACUUUGAGCGCCCAGCGGCACAUUCUCGCCUCACGCACAUACCAGCAUUUCCUGGGCGAGAUCUUGCAGGCAGCUUCAGUUUACACUGAGGCACAGUUUGCAACCGCAUCCGCAUCUUUUGGUGUUUCCGUUGUCGCCUGCAUGGAGCACAAUGGUGCGACUGCCGAGCAAGAUUCUUCCUCGCUCCCAUUGGUCCCGUUGGUCGAGGAUGACUUGUUGGACGACAUUCUGGAGUGUCCAUUCCCCGAGCUUGAAGCGCACGUCGAGAGCUAUUUGCGCAUGGAGCAUGCGCAGAAGGAACUGGUCAUCGGAGUGUAUGGCCGCCAAAUCUUCCCACUCUCAGAGCAUGCUCAAGCUCGCGUCGAAGCCACAUUGAAUGGAGAUGCCAGUGUUGCUGCCGACCUCUCGCUUGGGCUGAGAGACCUGUCAGAAAUGGUCGGUGGCACGAUCGAGCGCGUCCCUGUAUGCUCGCCACGACGGUUGUACCGCGCUGGAGCUGUCGAACGCAUUCUCGAGCACCGCUACCCGUCCCUGGCUCGUGUCGUGUUUGAGACUCGCGAUUGGGGUUCUGGGCUGUGCAUGAACCAAGCAGUCGUCGUUUCGGGGAAGCAGCCGUCGCCGAUGCCCCUGAUGCUCUUCCUCGAGUCCCGGCAUUACUAUGGCAGGAACUUUUUGACCGAUCUCGUCCCCAUCUUUGGCUUCACCGACGCCAAGAUUGUGGGCAAGAGCAGCUUCCAUGUUCCUCUUCCGUCCGAUGUCGCUGAAGACCUGAGCGCGAAAGCCAGCCCCGACAGUCCAUUGAGUGCAGGGCUGUUUCACCGCCAACCCGAGGCAGAGAACGAGUUUGUCGAUGUGAUUACUGCGAGUGCAACUGCAAUUGUGCAGCGCGAGCUGUUCCAAAGCCAGUUGUCCUUCUCAAUCACCUCGUCGCGACCGCUGGAUCGAUUGCUGUUGCAAGCCCGCAACCAGCGUAUUGUCAUGUAUUCAGGAAAUCGCCAUGGUUUUGUCCACGUUCCGACAGACCAGUCCGGCUAUGAAGCGACGCAGGAUUCUGCCGCCAUGAAGACGUUUGUCGAUUUGUAGAUGCCUUAGCAGCACGAAUGUUUUGCGCGUCAUUUUUGUAUUACACCUCUUGUAUCUUUAGACCGAAAUGAAAUAAAAUAAUCAGUCUCG